Molecule: messenger RNA, 2991 nt
Organism: Loxodonta africana (African savanna elephant)
Lineage: Eukaryota; Metazoa; Chordata; Mammalia; Proboscidea; Elephantidae
Gene: CCDC184
Product: coiled-coil domain containing 184
Exons: 1
Coding region: 1198-1791 (197 amino acids)
Cellular component (GO): cytoplasm
Source: RefSeq, a predicted model, not a curated record
GGGGUGGGAGGGAGAGGCAAAAUCUCUGCUCUUCAUAGAGCUUUCAUUCUCAACACUUAAGUGCUUCGCGUCACCGUCCUGGAAAAUACCCUAGUGACCUGGGAAGGAGCGAUUGGGUCUUCCAUGGAAGGGAAUCCCAUCCUUUCUCAGUUUCUGUGCUUUCUACAAAGACAGCUGAUUUACUGCAGAAGCCGAAGUGUGAGGCAGAAAUCUCGGUAGUGCUCUCCUUCUACCCUGCCGAAGCCUGGCGGGGCCGGAUCCAGGGUGCCGCGGCGCACCAGCUCAAGUCAGAUGAUUAGCUUGGGCCUCUCUACCCUCUCCGUGUUCCUGCGGACAGCUGGAGGACAGAGAAGCAGUACCCAGCUCUGCGCCAUCCCUCAGGGAAGGGAAUGCGCGCUGGUGAGAAUGCUCCCGAGGCAGUCGCACUCAAUGUCUGAUACCCAGACUGGGGAAGGGAUGAUCCCCCUGGGCUUUUGGGUUUACGCAGCAAACUGCUUUCUCAUGCUUCCCCAUUGAACAUUGCAGCCACACGCUCUUUCCAGCCUCGCCGAGGCCACUGCGGUGCUCUAUUCUUCCCUUCCGCCCCACUCGUUAGCUCCGACUCCAGAGCCUCGGUUCCUUUUUCUUCGCCACUUCCUGGUUGCUAUGGAGACAUACGUCAUUUACGUGCCGUGCGUCGCCUUGGAAACAGAGGAGCAUCCGCGGCGCAGCGGGGAAGCCGGCCCCAGCCGCUCCAAACACGCUCGCGGGCGCUGCCUGUUAAUGGCUGGGGGGAGUCCCAAGCCGGACGCGCUGCUGGCCUCUGUCUCGGCCCGAGCCCCUCAGCGAGCGCCUUUGUGACUCAGGGAACCGGCGGGCACUCGCUGCUCCUGGCGCCCUGAGGGCGGCCCUGAUACGGGCGCAACCCCGGAGCCCAGGCAGGGCGCGGAGCUUUCGCCCCGGGACGAGCCCGAGAGACGCCGGCACUGGGACCCUCGCCCGGUCCUCUUCCCGCCGCUUCUCCCUGGACUCCCCCGAGCCUGCCCGUGCCCUCCGCCCAGGACUCGUAUCCUUACGUCGGCUGCCCGCCCCUCUCGGGAGCCUCCUCUUCCCUGGGCUCCUCCCCGCCUCCUCCCGGGACCCCCUCCUUGCCCUUCCCCCGCCCGGAGGCCCGGCCGGACCGGACCCCGAGCCGCCACCGCCCGCUUCUGCCGUUCAAUGGAGGACGGUCUGCUGGAGAUCAUGACCAAGGACGGCGGCGACAUGCCGGCGCCUCUGGAGGUGUCCACGGUGCCGGCCGUGGGGGACGUGAUCGCCGGGGAGUACAACGGCGGCAUGAAGGAACUGAUGGAACACCUGAAGGCCCAGCUGCAGGCCCUGUUUGAGGACGUGAGGGCCAUGCGGGGGGCCCUGGACGAGCAGGCUUCGCACAUCCAGGUACUCUCGGACGACGUGUGCGCCAACCAGCGCGCCAUCGUCUCCAUGUGCAGGAUUAUGACCACGGCGCCCCGCCAGGGCGGCCUGGGCGUGGUCGGCGGCAAAGGGAGCUUCCCGGGCGCCCCCCAAGAGCCGGAGAACCCUUCGCCUGGGGCCGGAGGCAGCGGCUUGCUGGGUCGCGAACCCGAGGACGAGGAGGACGACGACGACGAAGUAGAGAAGAAGGAAGUGCCCAGCCCCGCCACACCCACCAGUCACUGUGAGCGUCCCGAGAGCUCCUGCGCUGGUCUCCUUGGGGGGGACGGGCCACUUGUGGAGCCCCUCGACCUUCCUGACAUCACCCUUCUGCAGAUGGAGGGCGAGGCCUCCCUGUGAGGGGACUCCGCGGAGGCACCUUUCCGGGCUGGCUGUGGGUUUCCCAGUGCAUGACGUGAGAGGACUGAACGGCGCGGUGCCGCAUGCUACCUCGUAGAUCAGGCAGAGAGAGACUCCCGAGGAAUGAUUUGUAAGGUGAAGGACUUUGGGAGCAUCAAGAAUUCUUUCUGCACAACCAAGCGAGAGGUAGCAAACGGCGGAAAGGUGAGGCUCCAGGAGAGGAAGCGCCCGUCUCUGGACUCCUAUCCAUCCCCUACCCUACCCUUACCCCUCUCCAGCCAACAGGAGAACCCCUGACUUGUGUAAAUAAAUUCUGCUUUUUCUAUUCUGAAAAAGGACUUAUCUAGGACUAUGGCAAAUAAUCUCUAAAGAUUUACCUAGAAAUUAAGGAAUUGGGGUAUUCUGUUCUGGCAACAGGACAUUUGCCCUUCUGCUGAAACCCAACAUAUUCAGUGCUCUGCAGAAGGCUCUCCCCCUCACAGAUCUCGGCGGCUCCUGAUUGGUAAAGGAAGCUUGAGGAGGGAACCGCAGCCCUAGGAAUCUGGGUGAAUGGGGUUCCAAGGGCCCCUGGGCUGGGAGGAGCUGGCUGUGAAUGUGCAUGAAGACUAAUAGUUCAACCUCUAGGAUUUUGCAUGCAGAGCGGAUCCUGCCUUGUCACUGACUUCAUCCGGGAUUGCUUUUCCACUCACUGGGGUUUAGAGAACAAAGAACCCAGCUCACAGGCAGAGACUCGGGUGCUCAGCAGUAGCCCAGAUUUAGGGGACGUUUGAGGGACUCUUGGGAGCCGCAGCCAAAAGCUCUCUCUCUUCUGGCUACAUCCACUUAACUUCAGUUCCUUUUGCUGCCAAAAUAUCCUUGCCCGCUGCCUCUCGGUGUUGCCUCCAUGAUGUCUUGUGUGUAUUAUGUGUGUCCACAUGUGUAGUAGUGUGUGAGCCCUGAGGGGCAGGGCUUGUGGCUCUGGCAUUAGGUUCAGGGGACAUCCGACCCUUCUGAGUCCCAAGCUGUCAUGGCGCUUCCCCUUCUCCCUUUCUACCCCCACCAGGGCAUGGAGCAUGUGGCUGUCCUGAGGUUCCUUAACUCACGUGCCUCCCUGCUGCCUCCUCAAGUGGUGACUUUGUGUGCCCAUCCCCCUCCUUUGUGUAUCCCUUUCUCAAUGCUUUCCUUGGUGUUAACCUUAAUAAAGAGGCGUCAUCUCCCCUC